Vespula vulgaris is the source of this 3983-nucleotide messenger RNA. RefSeq names its product GRAM domain-containing protein 2A-like. The transcript has 8 exons. Bases 1488 to 3368 code for a protein of 626 amino acids. The record is from RefSeq and is a predicted model, not a curated record. Gene Ontology annotation, molecular function: sterol binding; sterol transfer activity. Gene Ontology annotation, biological process: intracellular sterol transport. NCBI's taxonomy places the organism in Eukaryota, Metazoa, Arthropoda, Insecta, Hymenoptera, Vespidae. Gene Ontology annotation, cellular component: plasma membrane; endoplasmic reticulum-plasma membrane contact site; endoplasmic reticulum membrane.
GCUCGAUUCAAUUAAUUUUGACAGAUUAAUUGUGAGUCGUUAUUACACAGUAGAAAACCUUCAAAGUAUUUCUGAACAUUUUCUAAUCGUCUUGAUAUCAGCAACUCUCGAACGAAAUUGAAACGUUAUCUAUCUCGAUCUCCCUCAAUUGGUUAGAUCCAAUUAAGUUUAUUUCGCAGUAUCAUUUCGCAUUUCAAAAAUUAUCUCGUCGAGUUAAAAGAUCGAAAUCUAUGUUGAAUUACGUGUAUAAAGUAUCACCGGGUAUAAAAAACCACAUACCAUGCAAUUCAAGCGAAACGCUGCAUUAACAUUUUGCAAACGAGGCAAAUUGAUUAAAUACAAAACGAAAGUAAAAAAUCAAGGAUCGAACAAUCGAAUCGAUGAAGAAUUUUUAUAAUCGAUUCAAUGUCAUUUAAGAUAGCGAUAAUAUGGAAAUAAAAAAAAGUCGAUUGGAAAAUUCAUAUCGAAUAAUUCAAUAUCGAAUUUGACUAACCUAGUAUGUAAGAAGAAGUUGAAGAGACGAGGGCGGUAGUCUCGAGAGUUUCGCGCCAAAAGUUAUUUCGUUAGACGCGUCGUAAUGGUCACGCGUAAAAUUUGAUCCGCGAUCAAACUCGUUGAGGUGAAGUAUGUACGCGUAUAAAAAAUGUUUUCGCUCGAGAAAAAGAUUAGCCGAGAAGAAAAUUAAACGAAGAAAGAAAGAAAUGUGAUUGGAAAAUGUUGGCAAAGGAUUUUUCGGCGUCGAUCGAAUCCGAUCUUUGUGAAAAUGAAAAACGAGUGAAUAAGUGUGUGUGUGCGUGAGUGCGAAAGAGAGAAAGAUAGAGAAAAAAAGAGAGAAAGAAAGACAGAGAGAGAAGGAAGAAGAGAUACGUACGGAAAAUAUGUGUACAUAUGUACGAUAAUUGGUGUUUGUUUGCUGUGACGACGAACAACGACAACUGUGGUGUCGGAAACGGUCGAGAAAUGCAAGGACGUUAUUGAAAAGAGAAGGUUAGUUAGAGAUAGAGAUAGAGAGAGAUAGACAAAGAGAGAGAGAGAGAAAGAGACAGAACUCAUGUUACUUCGUAAUACGGCAUUGACGACGGAUUACGAAGGGAAUUCGUUGUUUCUCGAUAGGCCGGGCACACGUGACCAUUUACUCUCGGUUUCAUUGGUGAAUCUGUUCGAUCGUGUAUGUUUAGAGAGAGAGAGAGAGAGAGAGAAGAAUAGUGUAUAAGAAGAAGAAGAAGGGACAUGUGUAAUAUAUUUUCAACGGUCGAUAGAAAGAGAGAGGGAGAGAGAGAGAGAAAGAGAGAGAGAGAAAGAAAGGCAUCCUCAGAAAUUUCUACCUGUGUGUUUAGUCGGCUGGCGGGUCGUAAGCCGAUCUCUCUCAUAUAUCGUCAUUCCAUUUUACUUUCUUUCAGUGAAACACAUAUCCACGUUUAGUAUCAUUCAUACGAAUAAUAAUAAUAAUAAUAAUAAUAAUAACAACAAAGGAAGAGAGAAAAACGAUGGCAUUGGCAGAGGGUGAAACCAAUGGUGAGAUCAACAAUACUAAUGGUGGUAGCAAUCUUCGACGUGGUAGCAGUUUACGAUUACCUCCUGCAACAUCUGUCGGUAGUGCAGAGAACGAGUUGGGCACGCAGUUACGUCGAGGGGGUUCCCUGAGGAUCCCACGAACAAGAACGGAGGAUAGAAGGACGUUGGUAGUUGAUAGUGCGAGUUCGUUGCGAGUACCGCGCGACAAAAGAUUGUCAUCCUCCUCACCUUUAACUAAUUCAUCAUCGUCAUCCUCGGAAGUUAACGGAAGAAACGGAGGAUGCGAGAGACCGGUACGACCCGCCAGGCGUUCAGCUUCAACAUUGGAUCAACCAGCACCCGAAUAUCUUGCCCGAAAUCUUCUUCAAUUAGGAUGUCCUGUUAUUUCUAUGCCUACACCUCGCGGCGGCGUUGGAUCGGAGCAUCCGCAGAGUAGCGACAGCGAUGAUUCCACCGCGACGCACAGCCAAAAUCAGGGUCAAGGUUACGGGCAUGGACAUUCUCAUGGACAGUUCGACUCUUAUACCGUGCCCAAAGUCCAAGUGUCGGGACCACCGAACCCUUCUGAAUCCUCCUCCGUCAUCAAUGGGUCUGCGGGGUCCAUAGGAGCACGUUCGGCGCCAAGUACACCGCUUCAAUCUACUACGCCUGGGGUACCGCAAACGGGCCAACAAUCGAUCAAUCCUUCUCAGCUUACUGUUGUUGCCAAUAUCCAAGUUCCCCAACCACCAAGAAGUCCGAGUCAUGCAGCACUGAGAUGUAACGACAGUCAGCUAUCAAAGCCAUUGAGCAGGAGUACUCCAUCGAUGGCAGCCGGUGGUAUUGUUCAGACACCGGCGAAGAUCAGUAGAUCUUCAUCUAGAUCCUCACCAUCGUCUACCAGUAGUGCAAGACAAAAGAAAUUUCAUCGGCAUUUUACUCAGUCCUCAAAAUUUCGACAUCAGGUAGCCGCGGAUGAACGUGUAUUAAACUACUACAGUUGUGCACUGGUGGGCGAUAUCCUACUUCAAGGUCACCUUUACAUAACACCGAAUUACUUCGCCUUCUAUAGCAACGUUUUCGGUUACGUUACAAAGCUGUUAAUACCAACGGCCUCGGUGUUGAAAAUCAGUAAAGAGAAGACGGCUAAGAUCAUUCCAAAUGCUGUUGCGGUAGCGACCGAGGAUGAGAGACACGUGUUCUGUUCUUUACUAUCGAGAGAUUCGACCUUCAAACUGAUGAAACAGGUUUGGGACGAGGCAAUAAUACCAAGAGCUUCACCGGACGUAUUACCUCUUCCCGAUGAGGCGAAAUUAUUACCACCGGAUACGUUGCUGGUCGACGAUUCGGAAGUUAAUCCUGAGGAAGAUGAUUCGAGUAUGUCAGAAAGUGGCACCGAUCAAACCGCUUCAAGACCACCGACUGUUUGUACCGAUACCGAUGGUUUAUCACCUACUAUUUCUAGACCAAGUCAUACUCCUGUUCCUAGUACCAGAGUGGAUUCAGUGACACCAUCGAUACCGAUCUCACCUAACAAAUCUCUUGGUACAUUUUUUGUUGGUGGAUUGAAGCCCGGCACAGUAAUCGCUAUAUUGGUUGUGGUCCUGGCAGCUUUGUAUGUUUCGGCUGCGAUGAUGAUGUUCCGCAUCGAUAGAUUGCAUACGGCAUAUCUAAAUCAUCCUCUUGUCUCACCGGAACAUUUUACGCAUGAUCGACUCUUGCAUUAUCUCAAUUCGAAUCUCGAUCAGAUAGCUAAGGUCCGGCAAAGUCUGCAAACAUUGUCGCAACAAUUUGUAGCAAUGAGUCAAGCCGGUGAAAGAGGAUCGGCAGCUGUAUCCGGAGGACCGAUAGAACCAGAAGAUGCGCCAAGUUAGCCCCCGGGGUGGAUAAAUAAUACUAAUAAUAUCAUUAAACCAAAUAAUUAUACAAAUACCCAUCGCCUUGUUAGCGUAUGAAACGUGUCUCGUUGUUUUCUUCAUACGAGAUGAUUAUGGCGAUCACUGAAUGAUCAUUGAUGAUAAAAUAUUAUCGUUUAGCACCAUUACGAUUAGAACUUCCAACUAUAAAAAACAACAACAACAAAACAAGAAAAAAGAAGAAUGGGAGCGUGGGCGGGGGAUGGGUGUUGACAUUCGUAGGCAGUUUAGCCAUAAAAAAGAAGAAGAGUGAAUUUUUCGAUUUUAUGAUGAUUAUAUUCUCUCCUUAUAUAUAUAUGUAUAUGUAUGUAUAUAUAUAUAUGUAUGUAUGUAUAUGCUCUCCCCCAUAACCCCCACACCACACCCAUCACCGUCACCACGACAGUCCACUUCGCCUUUUAUUUUUUCUUUACAUUCUGGCGUUUUUUAUCGUUCGUCGUUACUCGUAAAUGGUUUUAUUAAAUAACUUAGAAAAAUUGUUAUGUAUAGAGAGAGAGAGAGAGAGAGAGAGAGAGAGAGAGAGAGAGAGAGAGAGAGAGAGAGAGAGAGAGAGAGAGAGAGAGAGAGAGAGAA